GACAAAAACAUACAAAAAUAAAUCAAUAAUAGCCUCACAGUUAUCAAAUUUAAGCAGAUAAAUGAUCGUGGCUUGCAGGUAAUGAAAACCCAGAAUAAAGUUUCUAAGAAAACAAAUCAAUAAAGAAAGAUUUUAAAGUAAUGAAUAUUCCCAGUGUUUGGUAUCCAUACAUAGUGAUAUAAAGUUUAGUGGAAGGAUUGCUGAAGUGCUUUAAUGUUUAUGUUUUCACUUUGCUUGACAGGUCAGCAAACUUGAAUGACCUAAACCUAAGAGGUAAUCCGAGAGUAAUCUUCAGCAUCGGUAUGGGACGACGAAGGAUUCUCCCUUACGAAGUUUUAUCAGAGGAAAGAUGGAGAAAGGACGCCAACAAAGGGAGAAAAAAAAAACAUGCUGACAAGAAUUCUGAAAACUUCAACCAGCUUUACAAUGAAAACAGGGUGAAACAUUUGAUUUGGGCAGAAACUGUUUACAGUUAUAGUUGCACUUUCUACUUCCCCACCCCUCAACCCAGCCACCUUCUUCUAGCCCACACACUGCUGUGUUAGUGUGCCAAUAGUUUUUUUGGAUCAAAAUGUGCUGUUUGAUGCUCUGAACCAGGAGGCAAAGGAGCGAAAUGCAGAUCUGGUGGGCUCCACUUCAAAACGCCGUGCAGACCACGACCGUACUGCAGGAGGGCUCUGCAAGCUGCAAUGAUCCCAUUCGACACAGAAGAGAAGAAGGUUACAGCUGGGGCGUGGUUUUCUGAUAUCUCACUGAACUAUCUGCCGUCUCUUCGGCGUUCAGUAAAUACCAAAGAGAAGCUUCAACGGCUAUCGUUGCCUGGAAAAGGUUAAAAAUGGACCAAAGAGUGAUACAAGUUCUGUUGCUUUUAUUUCUUUGUCCACAAAUCCAUUCUGCUGUUAAAACAGUAGAAGAGGGACAGUCAGAGAAAGUCAAGUGUACGCUUCCUGCGAAGGGGACGAUUGUGUUCUGGUUUAGAGUUGUGGAGGACCAAGGCAUGGAAUUCAUCGGGUCUUUUGCCAAUACUGGUGCAGAAAAAGCAACUGGACCCAACUACAAAAAGAACCUCAUUGUAGACAAGCAAAGUGAUGACUUUGUUUUAACGGUGAAGUCCUUCAACAAGAAAAGUGACAGUGGAAUGUACACCUGUGCUGUUCUUGUCAGCGGAAAUACGCUCUCAUUUGGACAAGUAACUCAGCUUCAAGGACCAAUUGCAACAACAACAAAACCACCAGUAAUCCAGGUCUCCACCACCAGGCAGACGACAACAACUCCGACCAGCUGUCAUUGUAACAAUAAGGAUAAGUCAGCAGGUCCUUCCCUGUUUUGUGCUCCGAUCAUACUGGGCCCGCUGGCCGGAGGCUGCGGCCUUCUUCUUCUGCUCCUCAUCAUCAGCAUUUUAUACUGCAACAAAAUAAGGACUCGGAGAUGCCCUCAUCAUUACAAAAGAAAGCCGAGGAUGAUGGCUCCUGAGAAACAACUGGCCGAUCGGUACGUCUGAAACGGAUGUAGUGACUUUGUGUGCAGUUUUUCAAAGUGCGGCUAUAUUUCCCCCUUUAUGUUUGUCACAAAAAAUUGUUUUUAGUAAUAGCUUGUAAAAUACAAAAGUAAUAAUCUGACAUGUCAGAAGAAAAAAAAUUGUUUGUGUGCCAGAAAACAUUUAGUGACCGAAGCGGUUCCCUGUUUUGAAUACAGAGAGAAGUUUGGUUAAUUAUUAGUUAUGUCAAAUUUAUUAUUAUGGACAUGAAGUUUUUAACUGAGAUGCAGAUUAAUGUCGGAAAACAAUGUGCUGCCGUGUUUGCAUUUUUUUAUUAUGUCAUGUGACUGUAAACUUGCCCAAUUCUAAUUGUUGCUGAUGUAACUAAAGACGAAACUGAGAAUAUAUUAUUAUUGUUUAUAUCCCAAACUAAUCUUGUAACUGUAUAUACAUAUUUUUUUCUCCUUUACUUUGCUCACAUUUACAGUACUUCGAUCUGCAUUUCCUCUUGAACUGAGAUCAAACUUUGCCGUCACACUUUAGCUUCCUGUUUGUGCUUCAAGCUUUUUUAUAACCACAGUUCGAUUGUUCAGCUGAAAUAUAACGUGCUUCUGGGACGUGUGUUUUCUUUGUUUAAUACCUCAUUUGGGCAGCCAACCUAAUAAUAAAGAAGAACAAAAUCUGAAAUCUUAA
Messenger RNA from Poecilia reticulata (guppy), 2170 nucleotides. RefSeq names its product CD8a molecule (gene cd8a). The record is from RefSeq and is a predicted model, not a curated record. Lineage: Eukaryota; Metazoa; Chordata; Actinopteri; Cyprinodontiformes; Poeciliidae.